This is a messenger RNA of Ascoidea rubescens DSM 1968, 1782 nucleotides long. RefSeq names its product GPI-anchor transamidase subunit GPI16 (gene GPI16). The coding region runs from base 1 to 1782 and encodes 593 amino acids. Lineage: Eukaryota; Fungi; Ascomycota; Saccharomycetes; Ascoideales; Ascoideaceae. The record is from RefSeq and is a predicted model, not a curated record. Gene Ontology annotation, biological process: attachment of GPI anchor to protein. The transcript has 3 exons. Gene Ontology annotation, cellular component: GPI-anchor transamidase complex.
AUGGAUUUACUGUAUUGGAACAUUUCGAAUUUUGUGGUUUUAGUCACUUCAUUGUUUCAACUUAAUUUCAUUGUAGCUUCAUGUUUUGAUAAAUUUCCUGCUGAAGAAAAGUUGGUUUUAACUCCAUUGCCAACGAACUAUCUUCUUGCUUCGUUUAUGUUUGAAUUAGAUUCACAUUCUAUUAAAAAGAUCGAACUAGAUGAGAUUACCAAUGAUAGUAAUUAUCAAGCAUUUCCCAAAGUUUUAGGACCGAUUUUUGAAAGCACUAAUGUUACAGAACUUCAUUUGAAGUUUGCAAGAGGUUAUUGGGAUGCAGAAAAAUGGGGAAAAUUACCUAACAAUGGUGAAUUUAGUGGUGGAACUGGUGUGGAAUUGUGGUCCACUAUUGAUGCAAAUUCAGAAGAGGAAGCAUUUGCACAAUGGGAAAUUUUAGUCAAUUAUCUAUCUGGGUUGUUUUGCGCUUCAAUGAAUUUCAUUGAUAAAACUACCACCACAUAUCCACAAAAGCUUUUUGAAGAUACUUCAAAGUACGAAAAUAGAUAUUUAUUAAGAAGUGUAUUGCCAAAGGAACCAGUCUGUACUGAAAACUUAACUCCUUUUUUGAGAUUAUUGCCAACCAAAGGUAAAGCUGGAAUUUCCAGUCUACUAGAUGGGCAUCAGUUAUUUUAUUCUCCAUGGCAUUCAAUGUCUAUUGAUAUUAAACCAAAGCUGAAUAGUUCAAAAGGGGAACUCCAUAUGUCUCAACAUAUCGAUCAAUUGAUUAACAUCCCCAGCACAUUUGAAUAUUUUAGAUCACCAAUACCAAAACCUGUUUCUGGAGAUGCUUUAAGGUGUGAUGAUAAUAAAAGACACGAUUUAUAUUAUUGUUUUCCAAAAGAAUCCAUAAAUAAUUUAUCGUAUGAAUUAAAGGAUUUAUUUGGUAAAGAAAUUGAAAAUAGAUUAUUGAUUGGAAAGGGCAAGAGUGAAAUUUGUUUUGAUUCCACUGAAGAAUGGAAAAUCUCUGGAGUCACUGAAACCAUCGAAGGAAUUUCUAUAAACAAAGAACCUCCAUUUGAUAUCAAUUUGAGUGACAAAUUCAAUGUUAAAAUUGAGACUUCUCAAAGUGGAAAAGUUAAAAAAAUUGAUUAUCCCAACAUUUUUGUUAGUAGAUCAUUUACGGGAUACAGAGAAGAUUCUGGUGGAAUUAGAAUUGUUUUCAAAAAUCCCAGCUUAGAAAGAGCAGUGCGCUUAGUUUAUUUUGAAAGUUUACCUUGGUAUAUGAGAAUCUAUUUGCACACUUUAGAGUUGAUUGAAAGAUUGGAAAACCUGAUUAUAAAAGAAGUUUAUUUCCAACCUUCUGUUGACAGGAAAAGACCGGGUCAAAUUGAAUUGGAAUUAAUAAUCCCACCAAAUAGCAUAAUUUCUAUGAAUUACAAGUUCGACAAAUCCUUACUAUUAUAUUCGGAAUACCCUCCAGAUGCCAACCAUGGGUUUGAACUAGACCCCAGUGUUGUUAAAGUAAUAGGUGAUUCGAGCAGGUCAGAAAAGGAUUAUUUUUUUAGAACAACUUCAUUACUUCUAUCUUUGCCAACGCCAGACUUCAGCAUGCCAUAUAAUGUGAUAAUUUUUACUAGUACAGUAAUGGCACUAACAUACGGCACAAUUUUUAAUUUACUAAUCAAAAGACUAAUUAAUGAAGAAGAAACCGAGGGAAACUCCAAAAACAAUAUUUUAAAGAGGUUAAAACAAAAAUUCUUGGUUAAAUUGAAGAGUACGAUCCAAAAAAACAAAAGUCAACAAUGA